AUGUCUGCAGCUAUUCCCAAAGCCCCAAUUGUGCCUAUUGGCGCCCCUGAAGUUGGCCAGGGAGGCUACCAAGGUCUCAACGAGCGAAGCGAGGUCCUCCCAGCCGGCUGGAAAUACCCCGAUCCCAGAGCAAAGCCCCUCGACGCGGCAAUUCAGGUUGAUCACGAUGUGCCCAUCACCAUGCGAGAUGGUGCCGUUCUUCGCGCCGACAUCUAUCGUCCUCCUCCUUCCACUAGCGGCGAGGCCCCGGCGAAAGUGCCGGCGAUUUUGUGCUGGUCGCCCUUUGGCAAGAAGUUCAACGGGCUAAUGUCACUCUCUCUGAUGACGCCGUGGGACCUUGGUAUUCCAGCCGAAACCCUGUCCGGUCUCGAGAAAUUCGAAAGCAUCGAUCCAGCGACCUGGGUUCCCAGGGGCUACGCCGUGGUCAACAUCGAUAACCGCGGCGUGGGCGACAGCGAUGGUCACAUGGUCAUCAUGGGGAGUCAAGAGGCGGAAGAUGGAUACGACACCAUUGAGGCGCUCGCAAAGCUCUCUUGGUGCGACGGUACCGUUGGACUUGCAGGAAACUCUCACCUAGCCAUUGUGCAAUGGUUUAUAGCCGCUCUCCAGCCUCCGAGCCUGAAAGCCAUUGCACCCUGGGAAGGCUGUGGUGACUUGUUUCGCGAGCAGUUCGCCAGAGGCGGCAUCUACGCAGGGGAUUUGUUUGACCACCUUAUCGUCAAUUACAUGCUGAAAGGUCGAAACGGCAUGGAAAGCUUUAAGGAAAAGUUUGCCCAGCAACCCCUGGCCGAUGCCUGGUGGAAUGACAAGCGACCUGAUAUGAAGAAGAUCAAGGUACCCACCUACAUCACAGGAACUUGGACAAACACAAUGCACGGAAUGGGAGCUAUUAGGGGCUGGCUUGAUGUCGAUAACCCGAACAAGUGGCUCCGGUGGCACGGCACCCAAGAGUGGUAUGACAUGUACGGCAAUAAAGAGGGUAUGGAGGAGCUCGUCCAAUUCUUCGACCGAUACCUGAAGGGCGUCGACAAUGGAUGGGAAAAGACACCCAAGAUUCGUCUUACAGCUCUGAGAUUCGGUCAAAACGACCCCAUCGAGAACAUUGUGGAGGAGGAAUUCCCCCCUGCAAGAACAGAGUAUAAGCAAUUUUACCUCUCAUCAGACCAAAAGCUUGACCUGCAGCCUCCAAAGGAGAGUGCAGCGGUAAGCUACAACUCUGAAACACAUGACUCGGCGUCCUUUACAUACACAUUCGAGAAAGCGAGCCGGCUUUUGGGCAUGCCCAAAGCUGUAGUCUACAUGUCAUGCAAGGACUUGGAUGACAUGGACGUGUAUGUCUUUAUUGAGAAACUGGAUGCUUCUGGUCAGCCAAUGCUCAAUCUCAACAUUCCGUGGAAAGGAGUGCCAGUCAAGUCCUUCGACGAGUUCACGCCUCAACAAAAGACCGAGGUUGUCACCUACAAGGGCCCACUUGGUAUCCUCCGCGCUUCGCACAGGGCGAUUGACGAGAGCAGAUCGAUACAUCCAAAUUGGCCCUACCACCCACAUGAGAAGGAGGAAAAGAUCGAGCCUGGAACUGUAGUCCGUCUUGACAUUGGAAUCUGGGCGACGGGCAUCCAGUUCGAGGCCGGCGAGGGCUUGAGAGUCAGCAUCAGCGGCAGAAGUCACGCUGUCAGCAACUUUGGGACAUUUGACCAUGUCAAGAACAAGGGCAAGCACAACGUGCAUCUGGGAGGCGAGUAUCCCAGUCACGUAAUCUUGCCCUUUAUUUGA
Messenger RNA from Pestalotiopsis fici W106-1, 1773 nucleotides. RefSeq lists its product as uncharacterized. The record is from RefSeq and is a predicted model, not a curated record. NCBI's taxonomy places the organism in Eukaryota, Fungi, Ascomycota, Sordariomycetes, Amphisphaeriales, Sporocadaceae. Gene Ontology annotation, molecular function: dipeptidyl-peptidase activity. Bases 1 to 1773 code for a protein of 590 amino acids. The transcript has a single exon.